This is a messenger RNA of Xenopus laevis (African clawed frog), 2218 nucleotides long. It is a transcript of the gene icam5.S, whose product is annotated as intercellular adhesion molecule 5 S homeolog. Gene Ontology annotation, cellular component: neuron projection; membrane. Bases 152 to 1354 code for a protein of 400 amino acids. The transcript has 6 exons. NCBI's taxonomy places the organism in Eukaryota, Metazoa, Chordata, Amphibia, Anura, Pipidae. The record is from RefSeq and is a predicted model, not a curated record.
CAUUCCCUGCAGCAGGGAAACAGUUGCGGAACCCCAGCAGUGCUCUGGCAAGAACAUCACAUCUUCUACACAUUAAACUUCCUUCCCCCUAUUGUUUGGACAAAGCGUGUGAUAAGUUGGAGGUUUCACUUCUAUGUAAGCCAUUCUGUACAUGAAUUCCCACCGGUGCACAUUGAUUAUGGAUAUUCCCUGUCUCUGGAUUCUCACUGCCUUCUGCAUAAUAAGCGUCUAUCAAGUAAACACGUUCCUUCUGGCUCCAGUCUUACAAUUGGAGGACAAGAUAAUAGAUGAUGAAAGCACUGAGAUCACCUGCACGCUGCCCACCAAUGAAACCUUGGAUGUGAAGUUAAAAAUAUUUGCAAGGGAGAAUUUCUCAGUCUGUGAAAACGACAAGGGACCCCCUCCAAAAACAACAUGUAAAUUGGAUGCCACACGUAAAAUGCAUGGAAUGGAGGUUACAUGUGAAGCUCAUUUUGUAGCCAAGAGUAAGACAGAAAUCAUUUAUGUCCAUACUGAGCCCGAGUUCACGGACUGCCCAGAAAAAGUUACCUGGGUGGAGGGACGCGAGGAGAGUUUUAAGUGCAAAGCUGAGGGCUACCCACCUCCUGAAGUUAAUUGCUAUUUCAACAAAUCCAAGGUGAAAGAGGGAGAGAAGUUCAAAGUAUACAGGAGCAUGACCGGCAGGCAUGAAUGCAAAGCUGUUAAUAGUGUUGACAUGACAUCACAAAAAGUGACAGUGACAGUGGAAUACAAACCUAAAAUAUUAAAAAUGGAAGUUGUGCCCCCUGCUCCAGUGCCUAAAGGAGAAAAAGUCACUCUGACCUGUGCAGCAGAGGGUAACCCUCCUCCAACCUACAUAUGGGAAACUCCAUCUGCAGCAAUCCAGACCUCUCCUGACAACCGUACCAUCACAAUCCAGGGGGUGGAACAGGGGCACUAUGGAACAUAUGACUGCAGAGCUCAGAACAAACAUGGCGAGGAUGUACAGAUAAUGGAUAUCAACCAACCAGUCAUGCCUAAAAUACUAAAAUAUGAAGUCGUACCUCUACCACCCCUGUCUAAGGGUGAAAAUGUGACUCUGAUUUGUGAUGCCAAAGGCCUCCCGUAUCCCACCUACACCUGGGAGACCCCAGCGCCUGACGUAACCUUCUCUCCUGACAACCGUACCAUCAGCAUACAGGGCAUAAUGCAGACUCACCAGGGGAAUUACACCUGCAUAGCUCAGAAUAAAUACGGGAUAGAUACUCAGAGAAUAUUUAUCACUAUAUCAGGAACCAACAGAGGAGAAAAGACAGCUUUUGCCACAAUACUUCUCAUGCUGAUUCCUGCAGGUUUUAUGCAUUGUGUGCAUUAAACGUUUUAUGGAUAGAGUUAGGGUCUCCAAUAUUUCUUACAAAAUCUAAACACCAUUCUAUUGUUUUCACUCAAAAUGUUUGUUUAAGUUAAUUUGCCUUUUUCAAGGCAGUCUUGGUAUUUUCUCAUACUAAUUUCUGUAUAGCUACUCCCAUAUGGGGUGCCGUUUGUCCCAAAUACAUUCUGUAUACAAAACUAUGUUACAUGGAUGUUAUACAUUUCUGAGACACAUUGCUUGUUAAAGUGUACAGAAUGGAGUUUGUAAUAUAAUGACAUCCUUUUGUGCACAAACCAGAUACUGUUCUCAUUCUUUAAUAGAUAUAAGUCUUUGGUAUAUAUUUGUAUCUGUGUAUAUGGUCACAAAUACUUAUGUACCAUGAGAGACAUUCAUUCUCUGUACUAGGGAUAGUCUUGUAUACAGAAUGUAUUUGGGACAAAUGGCACCCCAUACAAACUAGGGUAAGUAAAGGCAGAUUUGCUAGUACAGAAUGUGAUCACAAUCUCUACACAAAAAAUUCUGAAUUUCCCAUUUAAGACAUGGAAAUUCAACUCUUAAAGUUACCAGGCCCUUUGAUAGCUACUGAGAUUGUUGACCGAGGCAAGGUUCUUAAAUUGGAUGAAUUGGCACUGGUAAGAGGUGAGGAAAAAGUGAAAAAAGUAAAGGUAAUUAAAACCACAAUUGGGAAGGGAAAGAUUGUUAGUUAAAGUGGGCAGAAUGGGAAAUGGAGAGCCUAAAGGAAAGGAAUAAACAAAAUGGGCAUUGUGAUGAACUGGAGAAUGGAAACUGGAGCAGUGGGAAAAUGAAGGUGAAAAGAUGGAAAAAUGGAAAGAGAAAAAAAAGCAGGUAUUUGAAGAUUAGAAGGAG